This is a messenger RNA of Corvus hawaiiensis (hawaiian crow), 4679 nucleotides long. RefSeq names its product sterile alpha motif domain containing 11 (gene SAMD11). The transcript is spliced from 16 exons. Gene Ontology annotation, cellular component: PRC1 complex. Lineage: Eukaryota; Metazoa; Chordata; Aves; Passeriformes; Corvidae. Bases 183 to 3353 code for a protein of 1056 amino acids. The record is from RefSeq and is a predicted model, not a curated record. Gene Ontology annotation, molecular function: protein binding; RNA polymerase II cis-regulatory region sequence-specific DNA binding; DNA-binding transcription activator activity, RNA polymerase II-specific. Gene Ontology annotation, biological process: positive regulation of transcription by RNA polymerase II.
CGGCGGCGGCGGCGGCGGAGGGAAAUCUUGUUUGGUCUGAGUCUCCGAACUGUGCGGUGACUUCUGAGCACAGAUCAAUACGUGUCUGUCCCGACUCGGGGGCCCGGCCCAGCCCGGCGCGGCGUUCGGGGGCUGCGGGCAGCGGCGUGGGGAGCGCAGAGCUGGCGGGGAUGGCUCUGUAGAUGUCUGUGUGCCUAGACCUCUCCGAGAUGUCAGGUAUUAGUCCGGAGGGGCAGAUCUGCGAGCCACACAGCAGCUCCCGGGUCUACGGUACAUUAGCCUCUCCGUGGGAGAGGGAUCCCAGACAGCUCUGCUGGGGAGCCAGCCCAGGAGAUUUGUUAGCGGGCUGCUCCGGGGGAUACCAGCCACCUCCGGCACCCGAGCGCCAAAGGUGCUUGUGCUGCUGCUGCUGCUGCUGCUGGCGCAUUUCAUCCAAACUCCAGCCAGAGCGAGGGCAAGUUGAACCGGAGACAUUAGAGCCACUGUGCUUUGGAGAGACGAGGGCGCACGGGGAGAGCGGCGGCACCAUGCCUGCUAUCAAGAAGGAGCGACUUGACAGGGAAGAGAUGGCCCUGGCAGCUUUUAACCAGCCCAUGGAAACCUUACCUGACUACCUCGCGCCUCUGGCCGCCGCUGCCAUUCCGGUGGUCACCCCGCACCCGCCGGCUUACGACCAGAUCUUUGCCCACCGCGCGUACCUGGGCUUCCACGAGACCCACCACCCCCACCCGCACCACCCGCACCACCCCCACCACCUCCCCGAGGACCUGAUGCUGGAGAGGUUUUCCUCCAUCCCGGAUUUCCAGCCCUUCUUUGACAACGGAGAGCCUUGCAUCGAGGUGGAGUGCGGGGAGAACAAGGCGCUGCUCUACAUCAAUAAGUUGUGCCAAGGGAGCAAAGGACCCUCUAUCCGGUACCGGGGAGAGUGGCUCACCCCCAACGAGUUCCAGUUUGUCAGCGGCAGAGAGACGGCCAAGGACUGGAAGCGCAGCAUCAGGCACAAAGGGAAAAGUUUGAAGACUCUUAUGUCCAAAGGAAUCUUACAGGUACAUCCUCCAAUCUGUGAUUGCCCUGGGUGUCGAAUUUCGUCUCCAGUGAACCGGGGCCGCCUGGCAGAGAAGAGGACGAUCCCCCUGCCCCCCACCAGGAUCCCCAAGAAAGAGCUGAGCUCGAUUUUCUCACACAGUGAGGACAGCGAGGAGAGCGACAAGAGCAAUGGUCAGCACCCCGAAGUGAAGCAGGAGGAGGAUCUGCACAUCAGUAUCAUGAAAAGAAGGAUUCACACCCACUGGGAUUUAAACAUCUCCUUCCGAGAGACCUCUUGCAGGUACCAUUUUGGGGCACCUCUCUGUAUGCCGCGACAGCGACCUCUCCACCAUCAUCUCCAACCUGCACCAGAGCCGCCAGCUCGUUAUGCCAGAGACCCAGAGCCGCUGCGAGUUCAAGAGGAACAGCCUGGACGUGGGGCUGGCAGCAGCAGUGCCAGAUUUCAUGAGUUUCCAGUUGCAGUAGGACUAUUUGCAUGGAUAGAAGUGGAGGAUUCAGGCUCCCUCAUGCUAGAGGAAGAUGAAAUUUUAGGCAAGAGAAGAGUAUGUUCUCCCAACAGCAGCAGUGAGUGUCCUUUAGAGAGCAAGAAAGCCCGAAGUGAGUCCCCAAAGGAAAACUCGCACACGCCUCUGCUGGAGGAGGCGGUGACGCAGAUGACCCCGGAGGAGCACUACAGGCGCAUGAUGUCAGCCCUGAACGAGCACGGCACCUUCGAGGAGCAGCAGCAGCAGCGGCUCUACCAGCUGGCCAACAGCAUGGCAGUGCCCAGCCACGGAGAUCUGCUGCGGGCGCGGCAGGAGGUGGCGGCGGCGGCGGCGGCGCGGACCCCGGGCGCGAUGGAAGCGCACAUCCCCUCGGCCAGCAACUCGUCCAGCCAGCGCAGGAAGCAGGGCCUCCCCCAGCACAGGGACAGCCACUUCCCCGACAGGGAGAUAUCCCACCCACCGCCUCUGCUGUCACCCCAGAACGCUCCCCACAUCGCCCUGGGGCCUCACCUGAGGCCUCCCUUCCUCGGGGUGCCGUCGGCGCUGUGCCAGACGCCAGGUUACGGGUUCCUGCAGCCGGCACAGGCGGAGAUGUUCGCACGGCAGCAGGAGAUGCUACGGAAGCAAAACCUGGCCAGGCUGGAGAUGUCGGCCGAGCUCAUCCGCCAGAAGGAGCUGGAGAACCUGCACCGCCAGAGGCUGCUGGCCGGAGACCCCCUGAGCCUGCACCCGGGGCUGCCCCCGGACCACCCCGCGCUGCGCAGCGUGCACGACGUCCCCGAGGGCCACGCGCUGCGCGACGAGCUGUCCCGGCGCAACGCCAUGCUGGUGCUGCGGCACAACAACGCCCCGCUGCUGUCCCUCACCCCCGGCGGCCCCGGCGCCGCCACCCCGCCCAAGGAGCAGCCCCGGCGGGCCGGGGGCGGCCGCAAGUCCUCGCAGCCCCGCGCGGAGCCGCAGGGCCCCGGGGAGGCGCGGGAGCCCGCGGAGCCGCGCGCGCGGGACGGGGCCCAGGACUGUAACGACGAGGAGAUGAAGGACUCGGAGAGCGACGCCGAGGUCGGCGAGGACAAGGCCGAGGGGCUGAAGGCCGAGGGCGGCUCGGGAGCGGAGCUCAAGGAGUGCAAGGACGGCACGGGCAAGGCGUGCGAGGGGGCCAAGGAGCUGAGCGAGGCGGCCGCGGCCCCCAGCGUCCCCUGCAGCUCCUCGAGCGCGGAGUCCCCCAGCCACCUGCUCGGGCCCGGCAUCAACAAGGCCGAGGUGAAAUACCUGCCCCCAGCCUCCCUCCCGGCGCCCCAGCCGCUGCCCUUCGGAUUCCCCUACACCAUGAGCCCCUACUUCCAUGCAGGCACCAUGGGAGGUCUGUUUCUGGAUGGGGAGGAGAGCCCUGCGCUGGAAGACAUCAGCAAAUGGACGGUGGAGGACGUUUGCAGCUUCGUGUCCAACUUGUCAGGCUGCACUGAGUACACUCAGGUAUUCCGAGAGCAGGCCAUCGAUGGGGAGACCCUGCCCCUGCUGACAGAAGAGCACUUACUGAACAACAUGGGGCUCAAGCUGGGCCCUGCCCUGAAGAUCAGGUCACAGGUGGCCAAGAGGCUGGGCCGGGUGCUGUGCAUGGCCGGCUUCCCGGUGGCGCUGCCGCUGCAGCCGCCGGGGCUGCGGCCCCCGGAGCGGGAGCUGGCCCCGGGCGAGCUCCGCCCGGCCUCCACCGGCAGCGUGGCCUCGCCCUUCGGCAGCGCCGUCCCGCCCAGCCGGGGCUCCCCGAAGCAGGAGAACGGGAACCCCUCCCUGCUCAGCGACACCACCAAACCUCCGUCCUAAACUGCGGCAGAUCCAGGGAACGCCAGGAGGAAGGGGCGGCGGAGCCUCCCCGCAGCAGCGCCCGGCACGGGAGGAAAGGGAGGGGUUUUUUUCGGUUUUUUUUUUUGGAGGUAUUUGCUUUUUUUUUCUUUUUUUUUUUUUGUUUGGGGAAAAAAAUCAAAACAAAAGAACCACACAGAAGAUUUCUGAACUGUCAAAAAAGGAAAAAAAAAAGAAAAAAAAAAAGGGAAGGAAGGAAAAUUAUCCAAAGAUGUUGUCCUGGGACGACGCCAAGUGAAGAGAAGGAUGCUGGAGGAUGGAGGCAGCAUUCCCGUUCCCUUCCACACUCCACUGGAGCUGGAGAGCCCUGCACAGGGACCAUGGACAGGCUGUUCUCUGCCUUCAGGAACUCCUGGGUGUGACUCCACAGGGAAGGGAAGGGGCUCUGCUCCUCCCAUCGGUACUUCGAGCAAAAAAACCCCAUCCACACCCACCCCAGCCACCCUCCCAGACCUCUCCUCCUCCCUGGAAACUGGGCUCAGUUCCUCCUCAUUCAGGUGUCUAUGCAUCUCUAGCAACUUUGAAAACAAUACCAAAGACAGACAAAAAGGAUAAAAAGACAAAAAAAAAAAAAAAAAAAAAAAAGGCAAGUUCCCGUCCAUGUUUACUUCGUGCGGAUGGUACAGAGCCACCCUGCCCUGGCACAGGGGCCUGGCAGCACCCAGCAGCAGGGACUGUGGCCGUGCUCCAGCCCUGCAGAGGUGGCUUUUUCCGUGGGAUGUUUGGUUUCCAGGAGCAGCAGCAGCAGUGAAGCUCGGGGGAGGAAGGGUCCCUGCCCCCCUCGCUGCCCCCACCCUCGCUCCUGCAGCCGGUGGGGCUCGCCCGGGCUGGUUUUAUGUUAAAGCCUUGUUCCAGAGGUGGAUGUAGUUGCACAUUCUGGGUGCUGUGGACACGAGACAGAGCCCUGGGCCCGCCCAGAGCCCCGGGAGCAGGGGAGGGAUUGGGGGGGUCAGGCUGAAAACAAUAGGCAGAGUUUUUACUACUGUGAAUGAGCUGGGAACUCCUGGGGGUGACCUCCUGUGACUUGUACAGUUGUGAACAACAAUCACAUGUGGUACUUUUCUCUCUCUCUCUCUCUCUCUCCCCCCCCCUUUUUUUUUGGGUUUGUUUUUGUUUAAACGUUGCACGUGCUGCCGUUUUUCUUACAGAAUAGCUUUGGUGGUACUUUAGCUUCUUUAUAUUGUAAAAAAAGGAAAAAAAAAAUUCAUUAGCCAUCACAUCACGAUAAAAAUGCUUUCCAGCAAUCAAUUUAAAUAAAAAAGAAAAACACUUAAUUUACAAAAGGUA